CAGCCUACACCCGUUUAGCGUGUGACCUGCCUGGCUGUCUCGACUCUGAUCAGAAUGGGUUUCUCUCUAAACAUUGCUGCACGAUACAGCCCACCUACAGUCAUUAUUCUUGUGCACAGGGCUUUGGAAACUUAAGCAGAGCCUGGAAACCAGAGUUGCUCUCUUCUGCACUCUAGUGGAGAAUAUCGGAAAACACUACCUAUGCUAUUGCAAAACAGGAAUUUAUACAGUACAAAGUCAGCUAAUGGACACGCUGGGUAAAAUAAAACAAAGCAAAAACAGCUCUUUGAGCCACUUUUGCACGAUGACCAGACAAAGAACUAUUAUAAACUAAUCCAGCAUAAAAAUUCAGAAAAUGGAUUGGAACAUUUAUGCUGAUUACCAUAACAAAAAUGUCAUUGAGCAGCAUUAUAAUUACACAGGAAAACUGAAACAGGACAGAUACAAAGAUGGGCUCAAACCAGAAGCAAUCACAUUCCUUAUCAUUUGCAUGCUUAUUGUUGUGGAAAACACAAUUGUGCUUGUGGCCAUAUGGAAAAACAAGAAGUUUCAUCUGCCCAUGUAUUACUUACUUGGCAACCUGACUCUAUCGGAUCUGCUGGCCGGAUUCACAUACAUGGUCAAUAUUAUCAUGUCAGGGCCCAACACUCUUAAUUUGACCCCUCUGCUUUGGUUUUUGAGGGAGGGUGGAGUCUUCAUCACACUCGCUGCAUCAGUCAUCAGUCUUUUGGCAAUCGCCAUUGAGCGUCACAUCACCAUGGUAAAGAUGAAGCCCUAUCAUGGCACCAAGCGCAACCGCAUGUUCCUCUUAAUUGGUGCGAGCUGGGCUGUAGCUGUGUUGCUUGGUGUGCUCCCCAUCAUAGGCUGGAACUGCAUGCAUAAUCUAGAACUGUGCUCCACUGUGCUUCCACUCUAUGCCAAGAGCUACGUCCUGUUCUGCGUCACCGUCUUCAUUGUCAUCCUUCUGGCCAUUGUCGUGCUAUAUGGACGCAUUUUUCACACAGUCAAAAGAAAUACAAAAAGGUUGGGCAGCAUACGGCGCAAGGGUAUGGCACGCCGCUCACAGAAAUACAUGGCCCUGCUAAAGACGGUUACUAUUGUCCUUGGGGUUUUCAUUGUGUGUUGGCUGCCACUUUUCCUGCUUUUAUUGCUGGACUUUGUAUGCCAAACUCGUGCAUGCCCCAUCUUGUUCAAGGCGGACUACUUCCUGGGGGUCGCCAUGAUCAACUCCCUGAUUAACCCAAUUAUAUACACCCUGACGAGUAAGGACAUGCGCAAGGCCAUUAUUAAGUUACUCUGUCAGCGCUGUUUGAUCACUGAAGAUGGCCAGGUUAAGAAAAUCGGAGUACCCUUCCUGGAGUGUAGCUUAAGCAAAACUGAGACAAACAUUCACCGGGGUUUCGAGACUACCAUCUCCUCUGGGAACGGGACAUCCUCCCCAAUUCGAAUCAACACAAACAUCAAACCAGUCAAACUGUGAAGACUGAUUGUGCUGAAAUUUGGUGCCAAAGCACUGGAGAUUGCCUGAAACUACUAGCACUCUUUGAGAAUUAAAUAAACACUUGAGGGUUCUCAGAACAAGCAGUUACAGGCCAAACAGGAGCUCUGAUAAGUUUCCUGCUUAAGUCUUUUGACAUGUCAAAAGGCAGAUAGCGUGAGAAACUGCACUGUCAGCAUCUAUCAAACAAACAAAAGUCAGAGCAUGCCCAGGUUCAAACAGAGUGGGACUAAAAUAUAAACUUGGCAUCAGACUUAACAAGUCUUGGCUCAGAAAAGGUGCUUAAAUUGUAAACCAGGUAUGCCUCGAUGUUGAUAUCAGAUGUGAAGGGGCUGGGGUGGGGGGGGGGGG
Messenger RNA from Silurus meridionalis, 1849 nucleotides. RefSeq names its product sphingosine-1-phosphate receptor 5b (gene s1pr5b). Bases 356 to 1480 code for a protein of 374 amino acids. The record is from RefSeq and is a predicted model, not a curated record. Gene Ontology annotation, cellular component: membrane. The transcript is spliced from 2 exons. Gene Ontology annotation, biological process: G protein-coupled receptor signaling pathway. Gene Ontology annotation, molecular function: sphingosine-1-phosphate receptor activity. NCBI's taxonomy places the organism in Eukaryota, Metazoa, Chordata, Actinopteri, Siluriformes, Siluridae.